Molecule: messenger RNA, 1298 nt
Organism: Portunus trituberculatus (swimming crab)
Lineage: Eukaryota; Metazoa; Arthropoda; Malacostraca; Decapoda; Portunidae
Product: sorbitol dehydrogenase-like
Exons: 8
Coding region: 86-1129 (347 amino acids)
Biological process (GO): D-sorbitol catabolic process
Molecular function (GO): L-iditol 2-dehydrogenase (NAD+) activity; zinc ion binding
Source: RefSeq, a predicted model, not a curated record
GAUUACUGAUUAUCACAGCGCCAGCGAACAGCAGGCGGCUGGCGGAGACUGGAGAGUAAAACGUCACUAACCCCUGAGACUCGACAUGGAGAACACAUACGUUGUGCUGCACGGCCUGAAGGACCUCCGCUUGGAGACGAAGCCCAUCCCACCUCUCGCUGACGACGAUGUGCUCGUCCGCAUCAAGAAAGUGGGUCUGUGCGGAACUGACUUGUCAAUGGUGUACAAGGGAAAAACUGCCGACCUGAAAGUGGAGUACCCCACCGGUGUGGGACACGAGGUCUCAGGAGUGGUCAGCCAGUGCGGCAAAAACGUCACGCAUGUAAAGAUUGGUGACCGCGUGACCAUAGAGCCCGGCAGCUUCUGCCGCCAGUGUGACCUGUGCCUUGCUGGGAAGUACAAUGUGUGUCCCAAGUCAAGCUUCCACACAGAUGUUGCCCUCUACCCAGGGUGCCUCGCUCGCUACUUCAAGUACAAGGCUCACCUCAUACACAAGUUGCCGGACUCCGUCAGUGACGAGGAGGGCGCCGUGGUGGAGCCACUGGCUGUCGCUGUGCACGCCUGCCGCCGCGCCGAGGUAUGGACAGGGUGCAGCAUGCUGGUGACUGGCGCGGGGCCCAUCGGCCUGUUGUGUCUCGUCACCGCCAAGGCUUUUGGUGCCACCAACAUCCUGGUCACUGAUAUCAAGGAGAGCCGCCUAGCGAUAGCCAAGCAGAUGGGCGCGAACCACACCCUGCUGGCAACCUCUGGUGACGCCCAGAGCCAGGCCCAGCAGGUGCAGCAAAUGAUGGGCUGCCAGCCAGACAUCACCAUGGAGUGCAGCGGCACUAAGGCGGGGCUCACCCUCGGGAUCUACGCAACAAAGUCACGCGGGAAGCUGGUGCAGGUGGGGCUCAGCGGCCCUGAGGUUACCAUUCCCCUAGUACACGCCGGGGUGCGGGAGGUUGACAUCAUAGGCGUCUACCGCUACUUGAACUGCUUCCCCAUCGCCAUCGACCUGCUGGCCAAGAAGCUGGUGGACGUGAAGCCUCUCAUCACGCACCGCUUUAACUUUGAGGAGUUCCAGAAGGCAUUCGACAUGUUCCACUCGGCAGAGGACGGCGCCGUCAAGUGCAUGAUCUCAUGCUAACGGAGCUGCAACAACGACCAACUGAACAGCUGUGUCCUUCAAAGUGCCAUUCUCUAUUGAAACAUUAAUAACCCGUGUAUUAGUAAAGCCUUCACUGGGCAUUCUCUCCUGUUGUACAUCAAACAUUCCACCCUGUAGCUCUGAGAGAGAAAUAAAGUUCAAAUCAAAA